Rotaria sp. Silwood2 is the source of this 1392-nucleotide messenger RNA. Lineage: Eukaryota; Metazoa; Rotifera; Eurotatoria; Philodinida; Philodinidae. The record is from the annotation of a GenBank genome assembly.
AUGCUUGACCGAUAUUGUUUACAGAUCUUACCUAAAAUAGGUCAUAAAAUCAAAUGGCUUGAUCUUGAACCAUUAUCUAUGCAACGUAUUCUUCUUUCUGUAAAUUAUCCAAAUUUAUUUGGAUUUGGUAUAUAUAACAUUGAAAAACAGGCUGUUUUGAACCUAUUCAAUGACAAAACUUCUUUCAUACAUAAAUUUAAAAAUGACAUCUUAUCAUUUACGAUUAAAACUAUUAGCAUACAACAAGAUACACCAAUAGAUUUGGAUACACUUAUGUUUACACAUAUUUUCAAUAUGUUCACUAACUUAAAAUGUUUAAAUUUCGAUCCAUUUUUUCUUUGUUAUCAACGAAUAUCAUUCUGCUCUUCACCUCCAACUGUGUUUUCUUCAAUUUUAUUAGAAUUAUAUGUCAAAGUUAUGUAUGUUAAAGAUUGUCUUUAUUUACUUGAUGGUCGUUUCAAUCAACUGCGAACAUUCUGUGUUGAUAUAGCAAUUUCAUCUUCUUCUCGUUCGGUCGUAAAAAUAAAUAAGGAAAAACUACCAAAUUUACGAUGUUUUUCAUUAACUUGUCUUUUAAGUAUAGAAUUCUAUGAUACAGUAAUUAUACCACUUUUACAUCGAAUGUCAAAUUUAGAACGACUUAGUUUGUAUUUAUCGCACGUUUAUCGUAAUAGAUUUCUUAAUGGAAAUGACUUGAAACAAAAUAUUAUUGAUUAUUUACCACAAUUAAAUAAAUUUCGAUUUAAUAUUCGUUCAACUAUAUCGUUAAAAGAUCAAAUUGAUGUUCCAUCUAAUGAAGAUAUUCAAUAUACAUUCAAAGAUUUUUUAAAUAAUAAGAUUAUUUCUUGUGUCAAUUAUUUUCUAGAAAAUAAUCAAGGUCAAUGUCAUAUAUAUUCAUAUCCAUACACAAUGAGACGUUAUGAAAAUAUUGCAAAUAAUUUUCCAGGUGGAUUAUUUACAUGUGUUUAUGAAGUAUCAUUAUAUGAUGAACAUCCUUUUGAGCAUGAAUUUUUUAUUCGAAUUCAAAAAUCAUUUCCAUUUAUGAAACGUUUAGCUAUAAUUAAUAAAAAAGCACAAAAGUAUAAACAACGUAAAAAAUUGAAAAAUAUCAAUCAAGAUUUAUUCGUUAUUAAAUAUUCUCAUCUAAAGCGCCUUAUUUUGGAUGAAGCUCAUGAUGAUUACGUCGAACAAUUUCUACUUGAUACAAAAACAUGUCUACCAUAUGGUGUUGAUCUUUAUGUCGAUUAUAAACCUUUAAAGAGAGUAACAUACAAUUUUAAACGAAAUGAAACACGAAUUAAUUGUUCAAAAGUGAAAUAUAUAUGUUCAGAUACAGAUCUUCGAUUUCCAAAACAUUUCAAGGAUUAUUUUCUUGAUAUUGAUGUAUCAUAA